Armigeres subalbatus is the source of this 1768-nucleotide messenger RNA. Its product is annotated as aldehyde dehydrogenase 1A1-like. Lineage: Eukaryota; Metazoa; Arthropoda; Insecta; Diptera; Culicidae. The coding region runs from base 48 to 1514 and encodes 488 amino acids. Gene Ontology annotation, molecular function: aldehyde dehydrogenase (NAD+) activity. The record is from RefSeq and is a predicted model, not a curated record. The transcript has 2 exons.
CCAAGCAGUCGAUUCGCACUUUUUCAUUGUUUCUUAAUAAAUUCACUAUGGCAAAUUCAAACCCAGAGAUUAAGUACACGCAGAUCUUCAUCAACAAUGAAUUCGUAGAUGCUGUUAGUGGUAAAGUUUUUCCAACAGUGAACCCAUCGACGGGUCAGAAAAUCGUGGACAUCGCCGAAGGUGACAAAGCCGAUGUAGACUUGGCCGUUGAGGCUGCCAAGACAGCUUUCCAGCGAAGUGGAAAGUGGCGCCAGACGGAUGCAUCGGCUCGUGGGAAGCUAUUGUACAAACUGGCCGAUUUAGUGGAGCGCGAUCUGCACCAGCUUGCAAGUUUGGAGUCGUUGGAUAACGGAAAACCUUACAUAAAUGCAGUUUACAGCGUACACGGUUCCGUGGCUUCUCUGCGGUAUUUUGCUGGUUGGGCUGAUAAAAUAACCGGCGAGACCGUUCCUUCUGAUGGACCCCACCUGACUUACACUCGUAAGGAACCGUACGGAGUAGUGGGACAAAUUAUCCCAUGGAACUAUCCACUGCCGAUGUUGGUCUGGAAGUGGGGUCCAGCCAUUGCUGCUGGCUGCACUAUCGUAAUGAAGCCAGCCGAGCAGACACCCCUAACGGCUCUGUACAUGUGUUCACUGGCGAAGGAAGCCGGUUUUCCCCCCGGUGUGAUCAAUGUGGUGCCCGGAUUCGGACCCACGGCCGGUAAUGCCAUCACAGUGCAUCCGGACAUCCGCAAGGUGGCCUUCACCGGUUCGGUUGAGGUGGGAAAGGUUGUGAUGGCUGGUGCGGCGAGUAACUUGAAGAAGGUUUCGCUGGAGCUGGGCGGCAAGAGUCCGCUGGUUAUUUGCAAUGAUGUUGACGUGGACGAGGCUGCUCAGAUUGCUUAUAAUGGUGUGUUUGAGAACAUGGGCCAGGUCUGCAUUGCAGCUUCUCGUACCUUCGUACAGGAGGAAAUUUACGAUGCGUUCGUACAGAAAGCCAUCGAACUGGCGAAGGGACGCAAGGUGGGCAAUCCGUUCAGCCAAGAGACCCAACAUGGACCUCAAAUCGAUGAAACGCAGUUCAAGAAGAUUCUCGGCUACAUCGAAAUAGGCAAGAAGGAAGGCGCCAAACUGGAGACCGGCGGUGUUCGGGUUGGAGAGGAAGGAUAUUUCAUCGAACCGACCGUUUUUUCCAACGUUACCGAUGACAUGACCAUCGCCAGAGAGGAGAUUUUCGGCCCAGUUCAAAGCAUCUUCAAGUUCAAAACGUUGGACGAGGUUAUCGAACGGGCAAACGCCACUAAUUUUGGCCUGGCAGCUGGAAUUUUGACCAAAAACCUAAACAAUGCGCUCACCUUUAGCAAUGCCGUCGAGGCCGGAGCCGUUUGGGUCAAUACUUAUAUGGCAUUGGCGAUCCAAGCACCGUUCGGUGGCUAUAAGCAGUCCGGUGUGGGUCGUGAAAUGGGCAAGGAAGGCUUGGAGGAGUACUUAGAAACGAAGACCGUCUCUAUCAAGCUGCCCGCUAAGGUCUGAAUCAUGGUUCCGUUAGUGCAACAGCAAAUUUCUUGUUUAAUUAUCGCAUCGCUAGAUAAAGAAAUACACGUGAACAUUUUUUCAGUUUGUUAAAAGAUUAUUUUACAUAAAAGAUAAAUAUGUCUUGUCACAUGUUUCUGCCUAUUCCAAGCAAGCUUGUAAUAAAAAUAACAUAGAUUUUUCCUUUGCCGUAAAUCGUGCGAAUGCAGUACGUAUUAAGAAGUAAUCUAAUAUAUUUUGCCUUAUUGUAAGCA